CAUGUCGGCUCUGCACCAGGCUGCCCUCAUGUCCAGCACGCCCAUGCUCAAGACGCUACUGGACAAUGGCGCUUCCACAGGACUCCGGGACAACAAGGGCAUGAUCGCCCUCCAUUACGCCACAUGGCAAGGCGUGUCCCAGUCGGUCCAGCUGCUGCUACAGAAGGGGUCUCCGGUCAACGAGCAGGCCCUGGACGGGGAGACGCCGCUACACCUGGCCUGUCAGCACGGGCACCACGAGGUGUGUGGAGUAGAUGUGAACAAGCCCAACUCGUACGACCAGACAGCUCUGGAUGUAGUACAAAAGUUUACCUCUGGACAUGCUGGCAAGGAGCUCAAACAGAUCCUCAAAGAGGCCAGCUGUGCUGUGUACGCUCGUGCGGUCAAGGAUUACAGUAAUGUCUACGACCCUGGCAGUCUUGCCUUCAAGGAAGGCGAUAUCAUCACGGUGUUAGAGCAGAGGACUGAUGGAAUAUGGAGGGGUUACGUUUUCCAAGACGGUCGUAUCGCCAAGACUGGCAUGUUUCCAGCUAACAACGUCGUGCUCAUCGACGGGAAAGUGGUGGCUCGACAGCAACUACUACAACGACAACAGCAACAGCAGCAACAGCAACAACUGAGCAAAGGAGGUCAGAUGUACGGCCAGGUACCAGACCUGCUCAGCCGAGGCCCAGCCUUCAACAACGGCGGUUUGCCCAACCACCACCAGCCUCAGCAACAACAACAUCACAACUACACAACGGGUGGUGGUGGUGGUAGCUGCGGCAGCAGCAACAGUGACCGCGGUUCCCUGGGCAGCUCAGAGGAGAGCCAGCCAGCCACGCCCCACAGUUUCCCGUCUACCCCGUGCUCCGGCUUCCCGCCCCCUCCCUCCUCUCUGGUCUCUUCCGGACCGCCUCGGAGUCCGCUCGUCAGAGACCCAAGCGGCGCCGACUCUGGAUUUUCGAGCUCUCAGAGUCUCCCUCAGUACACGCCCUCCUCGCCCGCCGCGCCCCAACAGUUCGGCAAAUCCCCGUUCGUGUACGGCCCCACCGUGAGUACCGCCAACGGCUCCGUGCCUCACGUGCACAGCAACGGGGCCAUCCCGGAGUACCAGCAUGGCGACUGGCCGCCGCCGCCCGCCGCAAAAUCACUUGCUGGGGGGCCGGGGCCCGACAUGAGGGGCGCCAGUCCGGCCCGGGACAGCCCAGCCCACAGCAACCGGAACAGCGCGGCCAGCAGUGACAGCGGCAGGGGCUUCAGCACAGGACACACUGACCCCAAGCAGGUACACAGCUAUGUCAACGUGCAGGUGAGCAACCAGCAGCACCGCCUGUCGGGCCAGAGCUACGAGUCGGGUGUGUCCUCGCGCCAGAGCUACCACAGCACCUCCAGCUCCAGCCUGGGCAGUCUGGACCGGCUCGAGGAGACCGGACACCCCGCCACCAUCAACGUCGCACAGCUCUUUCAGGCGGGAGUGCCUGACCAUGAGGUACUCCGCGCCUGGCUGAGUGAGCUUCACUUCGAGGAGUACUAUCCGCUCUUCAUGCAAGCCGGCUACGACAUGCCCACCAUCUCACGCAUGACUCCUGAAGAUCUCACUGCCGUAGGCAUUACCAAGCCUGCUCACAGGAAGAGGUUAAAGGCAGAAAUAGCUCGUCUCAAUAUCCACGACGGCAUCCCAGAGUACAAACCCAAUGACCUAAUGGAGUGGCUGCACCUGCUAGGCCUUGGCGCCUACCUGGAGACUCUGUGUGGUCAGGGCUAUGAUGACAUAAAUUAUGUCACUGACAUCACCUGGGAGGACCUAGAAGAAAUCGGCAUUCAAAAAUUAGGUCACCAGAAAAAAAUUAUGUUAGCCAUUGAUCGCUUGAAGAGGAUUACGUCUGGUUCAAAACGCCUGUCGUCCAUGGAUGGGCGCACAGCAUCAUUGGAACUGUUGGAACCCCCACCGCCUGCACCACCCAUGUCCAGUCGCUGGUCGGGGGAAAUCACAGCCAUCCCCCCACAUGUGUACGACAACGCUCUCGGCGGGGCCAGGCCUAAAAAGUCUCCAUCAGGGGACAGUAUCAGCACAACCAGCAGUGGGAACAGUGGGAGUAGUGCGGGCAGUGGGGCGCACAGUGGAGGGGGAGGAGGUGGGGCUAGUGUGGGUGGGGAGAUGAGAGUUAUCCCCCUCCCCCGAGAGGAUGCCGGACUGGCGGGAGCGAUGCCCUAUCGGCACAACUCAACGGGCGGAGGUUCUGGUGCUCAGCAGCCCGAUGUGGUAGCUAUACAGGUGAAGAGGAACUUGAGAUCCAGCACGUCGGAUGACAAGAGAGAUGCUAAUGGCCAGCCCCUGAUGUAUCAAUCUUUUCAAGGGCCCACCAGACGUGCUUCAGAAACUGAGGUAUUUAUUGAUGGGCCUAUCUCAAAAUCUCUAGAAUCUGAUGUUCCCACAAGUUUCGCUGCUGCCAGUGCUCAAGCUAUUGAUAAGAGAAAGCACGUCAAUCGAAUUAUGAGCAAGUCAGAAAGUGAGAAACAUGAGUGUGAACUCAACACAGACGGGAACAAAGCAGGGUCUGGUAUUUACUUUGCUAAACAAAAGCAAGGGUCUACUUCAGGGUCUACUUCAGGGUCUACUUCAGGGUCUACUUCAGGGUCAGGAGGACUACGUGUUGAAACAAAUGAACACAUUUAUGACACACCUCAGCUCUCUCCGUCUCAGAAGUCUCCUAAGCCUUCGGUCAUGCCUAAGCCGUCAGGCGUUGCUUUUCCUGGGGCUGGACCCAUAAAUGUGAAUACGUCGGCCGACUCUGGGAUAUCAAAUCAACCAAAACCAUCACCUCCAGGAGGGAAGGGAGGGAAGAAAAUUCCCCCUCCCCCUCCCAAGAGGACUCAUUCAAUCCGCGAACCUGCCGGAGUCCAAGAGAACUUUGUCCCCGGUUCCCCGAACAAGACUGCAGCGACUUCAGCAACCAUCACAGUGUCGGCCUCAGUCCACCCUCAGCCUCCGCCCAACACCAGCUCGGCCAAGCAUCCCCCUCCUCCCGUCAUGCAGAAGCCCCAAAAGCCUCAGUCUCCUGCUGUGGCCAAUAAGAUCCAGCCCCCGCCACCGCAGCAACAGCAGCAAAAGCAAGUGCACCAACAGCAAGUGCACCAACAGCAAGUGCACCAACAGCAAAUGCACCAACAGCAAGUGCACCAACAGCAAAUGCAUCAACAGCUUCAUUACCCACAACCACACCCACAUAACCAACAAAUUCCACACCUGAAUCCUCCGGUGGCUCAAAAGCCGCAGUCUCCGAAACCAGUCCUGUCGCAGAAAAUGGCUGGGGUCCACGCUCAGGCACAGGCGAUUAAGCCAGCGGUCAGUGGGGGCCAGCAGUCUUCGAUUCUAGUAAAACCAAAGCCACCCACUUCACAACAGCCAUAUUUACAACAGCAUCAGCCAAAAUCUCCACUUCCUUCAAAGUCUCCGAUGGCCUCAGCAGUCCCAGCCCAUGUGCCUAAACAGCCUGCCCCUCAGCAACACACAUCUCAGCCCAUGUCUCAACCCUCACAAGGACCGCCUGGCCCCCCACCAGCAUUCAAGUCUCAGCCAGCCUUGUCUCAGCACACCCCGGCCGCUGCCCCAUCUACACAGCCCAAGCCUCAGACACAGGCUUUCACUAGCUGUGUCAAGAGCCUUAGUGAGAAGUUUGGCAAGAACAGUGGCGAGGAAGAAGAGGACCAGUUUCCGGAUAAUGUAUCCACAGACAGCGAUGAUUUCCCCCCUCCCCCACCGCCCAUUGCAAUGGAUAUCAUCACACCAAAAAUCCAUAACUACGGCAUCCCAUCGCGAGACCGGGGGAAGCCCGACUUUGGCCUCCAUCAAAGAGACUAUGGGAAAGGGCGAGGAAGUCCGGUGGGUUCCAGAAACUUUGGUGCUCCUCCUGUGGGGCCAAACAGCCCCCACAUGAAAGGCAACCCGCCACGAGCCGUGGGUCCUGCUGUGCUUCACGGAGUCCCGCCCACCUCUGGGCGACCUCCACUGCUGGACAAACAGUACAGCCACCCACCACAGCUGAGUGUACAUAAACCUGGUGGAGUGGACAACGAACGCGCUCCGGACCCCGACGCCUUCGCUUCCAUCAGUAACGACAAGAGAAGCGAGUCUACCACCAGCUUUGAGUCCAAUGCUUCUUCAUCGAGUGUUGACUCCAACACGCUCCCAUUCGCUAAUGAAAAUGUUGGUACCAUUAAGCAGCGUGCUGCAAACGUGAAAACUUCCAUUGUCCAGUCGGUGGAUAUGGAAGAUGGACAAAGAAAUAUUGACUUGAACGCAAACAUUUUUGACAAUGAAUCUCAGAGGACUAUGUCAAGCUAUACAGACCCUUCAUCAUCAUUGCAGUCAUCAUCACCUCAUUCUCACCCGUCAAACCCUGCUGUGAGUGUCAAGCCUGGCUCGGCACAGAAUCUCCCCUAUUCCAGUAGUCCCCAGACCCAGCGUGCUCAACCACACAGCUCCUCCAGUUCAGGUGCAAUACGCCCUCCAGUGCCAAACAAGCCCAGCCUGAGCCCCAAGCCCUCACGACCAAAGGCACCCGUUGCACAGACUCAGAGCCAGGCACAGCAUCCAGCUCCCCCUGUACAGCCGGCUGCUCCUGUGCAACAGCCACAUGCACAAACAGCACCAGUGCAGCCCUCACAGCCAGCGCAGACCACUGGAGAAAAUAAAAAGGCUCCGGAGACAGGCAAUGUCUUGUGCGACAUCGACAAUAUGCUGCAAGAUCUGACGGAUGAACUGGACGCUAUGCUGGAGGAGGAAAUGGCCAGCUGAUGAGAACGAAGCUAAUGUACUUUGAUAAAUGGGACAAACCUUUGCUUUCAUUUCGUAAGGGUGAAACUUUCAAAGAUGUUUCUGGACAUACCGUAAUUAUGGAUGCUCUGAAUAGUAAUGCCCCUUGCAUGACAGGUUUUUUUUCAUGACAAGAUGUUGAGUUAAACAUUUUAUUAGAUGCCAUCCAAAAUGUUCCGGAGUUCGUGUUAAGUUCAGAGGGCACCCUUAAAUGUAGAUAAAUGAGAGCCCCUUGUUAAUUAUAUUACUGGAGUGGGUUUUAUGCUGCUGUAUAGUCAGAUGACCCAACUUGACUGUUCAGUGUGUAUGUGAUUGCCAGUAUGUACAUCAGUGUUGCAUGUACAGUGUUUUUUAAUCUUUACAUCCAGCUUAUGGGUGAUGUCUGUCUCGUCCUUGAGGACAGCAGAAAAAGCUGCAUUAUUGCUUGCAUGACUGUAGCUUGAGCAGCUAGGGAGCUGAAGACACUCACUGGAAUAUUGAAGAAGAAAAUGAAGACUUUUGUUACUUCAUGAUGGUUGAGAGGGAGUGUCUUUGAAGGUUUAGCUUGAUGAAUGUCUCGUGCAGUGCUUGCUGUCGGUUGUUUCAUCAAACAUCAGAGGAUGUAGGAUUUUGUUAUCCUGAUGAAAUUCAUACUUUUAAAACUUAAGGUGAGUUCUUUAGCUCGGAUAAAGAUAGGAAUUCGUAAAUUAAAGAAUAGCUUGCUGGAUAAAAACUGGUAACUUUUGAAUUAAUCAUAUUGAGUGUCUUGCAGAUACUCAAUUAUUUUAACAGUGUACAAAUAUAUAAGAUGGUCCCACAGUAGGGUAAGCAAACAUUUUUACAGUAAAAGUUGUUGUCGUUCGAGGUUUUAUUAUUCAGCCCAUACUUUUUUAACAGACCGCAGAAAAGGGAAACUUAAUACUUGACUAGUGCAUGGUGUGACCCAUUGAGGUGAUGCAGAAGCGUCUGUCAGCAAGGACCUGACAUCUUUGCUGAUGAUAGAACAAAUCGUUCCCAGUUGAAGUGUUAGUUACUCCUCAAAAACACAGCUUUUCUGAGAAAAGCGUAUAUGUAUAACCCUUAAUUCAAAAAGCAAAAUGGUGCGAAUAACAAUUCAUCUAAAGGCUUAGAUCUAUUUUCACCAUGUUAUGCUGUGAUUUUUAUUUAAUUGUAGGUAGUUUUCAAAAGCUGUCGAUUCACAUGUGUGCACAGAUUUUUCAGGGGAUUUUCGAAUUGAUUGAAACAGCUUUUCUCCGAGUUUCUAUAUCGGAAAUAUUUGGUGUAGAUCUACUCUCAUUCAGUGCUUUUGCUUGGAGCUUCAGAGGAAAAUGAAAAAAAAAAAGCUGUCGAUGCUAUCUAUGGCGAAUGAUUGCUACAGGUCACUCCAUUUGAAACAGAUAAUAACAAGUCUGAUUUUAUUUAGAUGAUGCCCUUCUUCAAGUACCACUAUGAUGACAUGUAAAAAUGUUCAUGUUGAUUUAACUUGUUAUGUAGUAUUUUCUUUCAGUGCUGAACUGUUUCAUCAAAAUUCUUGAGUUUGUGAUUAUAUUGUUUUACGUGUAACUGAAUUACCAUUUUUUUUGCAUACAUCGUAUCUGUACUUCAUUCACAGAAUACUUACAUAGAUGUCUCUUGUUUGGCUAUCUCCACGCUUGUUUUUGUUGUGAAUCUUUUGUACAUAGCACUGUAUUCAUUAUGCACAACAUUUGCCAAAGUGAUUUAAUUCUUGUGAUUCAAUUAUUCAUAAUCAAACAUCACAUAUUGCUUGCAGUGAAUUCUGCAGAUAUCAUUGAUAUGUUACUCAUCAGUCGUCAUAGAUUUUGCUUUAUUUAUUCCUCUCAUCUUCUCAUAUCAGUGCAAUCUUGGUCAUAAUGCCACUGCAAUGUCACAGCAAGCAAUCACACCUGUACUCUUUCAUUUAUGAACGAGUUCACUGUUGGCUGUUUUUUUUUUACAAGAUUCCUUUUAUAGUUGCUAGAAUUUAAUGAGAACAAAGUUAGAAAUCUGCAAAAUAUAACUUAAGAGGUGUUACUGCCUUUGGAUUAGUACUGCCCUCUAUCAUUGUCAUCAAAUGUCACUCGAAAGUCUACAGUCUAUUACUGAUGAAAAGUGCUCCACUUUUCAAUUCGAUUUGAAACACAGAGAUACAAAUAAAAUUGUGGAAUGUUAAAAAGAAGAAAAAUCAUUUGAACAUAAAGGGAGACUUUAGGACUGUAUAAAUGUUUUUAUAGGAAAAUUAUGGCUGUCUAUUUUUUUUUUUAAUUAUUAGAUGUGUCUCACAGACAUCUAGUUAGUUACAUGUUCUUUUCUUUGUAGCUAAUGCUGUUAAAUGUACUGCUGACAAAAUGAUUUGACACGUUCACUCUUGCGUCAGGUGGAGAUUAAAUAUAUUUUGUGAUUAGUCCACUAUAUAGAUAGUAGAAGCCUUAGUGUUUUGCAUGCGUAUGAAGGAGACCCAAAUUGCCUGCCACUGUCAAAGCCUCUUAUUUCAUGAUGAAGACAUUGCCUUUUUUGUCUUUUUAAGAAAUAACUCUUGUUUUUAAGAAAAGCCUUUUUAGCAACUAUUCCUGUUUUUUAUUCUCUGGUGGGACGUUUUUACCUGAGAGAGCUCUCAAAGAUUGGCUUGGAAAGGAGCCCUGUCUUUAUUUUUCGAGAAAGACAGAUGCAUCCAUUUUGUCUAAAUACCAAGCCGCAUUAAUUUUUCAGCUUCACAGUGUAGUAGCUCGGUGCAAUGUUUUUCGUUGGUAUAUGAGGUGCUAUUUAUGGCAUUAAACAUUUGAUAACUCACCUUUGACUGAUUAGCAUUGCUACGACAUCAUUAUUUCACUAGCAGCCUUGCAUAGCAGUAAGGAUGUUAUCACAUUGUCAGUGAUCUGUGUUUAUCAGCAGAACACUUCAGAGUGUAGUACUCUAAAGACGAAGGAAUGCUCUGGUGCUUUGCAUCCCCGAUUGAAAAUAAAAGGACAUGUGAAACUUGGGGGUUGGAGGGGGGGGGGCAGGGAGGAGAGGGAGUUAUCUUUAUCUCUCUCAGAGUAAAAAAGAUCAUUUGCUUACCCCCACUCUUAUAGGCCUACUUAUACACUUAUUUACUUCAUCACAAACAUGGUUUAGUUCAUGGCAGUUGAUCCAUAGUCUCAUUCCGCUGAAGUUUUUUUUUCCAUCCCUAUUAGAAGGCAUGGAAUAAACUACUUUUGAAUGAAUAAACUCCAAAGGGACAAAUACAAAUAUUGGUACCAAAGAAAGUUUCAAAGCCAUAGCUUUUCACUUUUGUUUGGGCAUUUUUACAAACACAUAUUAAAAGCUAUUUUCAAUUUGGAAUGAAACAUUCAACUUUCUGCAAGUACCUCAUUUUCAUCAGUCAUCAUUUAAGCUCCUAAACAUUCAAAUGUUCACAAAACUUGGACACAGGUUUGGAGUUUAGAAAAUUAUGCAGGCAUAGAAAUUGUUCUUUGUGAGUCAUCUCAUUACUUUAUGCUUUUAUUUUAUGAUGCUUCACAUUGAUACCAAGAGAAGGAGGAAAAACAUCCGACUUGAUCUAACACUUGUAAUAGCUUAGAUAUAUCUGCUGUAAACGUACUAGCUUUUACUUUGUGCGCACCAUUUGUAUCGUGUGUUAGCGGCAUGUAGACGUCUCAGUGAAGCGGCUUUUCUUCAUGUUUGUGAUGCUUGGAGUGAGGAGCCAAUCAAAUGGGACUCAGAUUACUGAACAAAGGAGUAUAGCAGGCACAUUUUAGAACUGUUAAAGACCUGCUUUUUUGUUGUUGUUGAGAAAAAGUUUGUAUCCUUUCUCCAUGGGUACAGUCAUACUGAGUAGGUGGUGGGCACUUGGAGUGCUUUGCUCCUUUCACUUCUCUAAAGUUUUUUACUGUCCUGAUAUUUUCAAAAAAUAUGGAAGUUGUAAUGCUGACUUGCUAUGAAAAACAACUCAAUAAGAGAAUCAGGAAAAUUUGUUGGAUAACAGUUUCUCUGGAUGGUAGUCUUUUUUACUUUAUCAGGAAUUAAACUCUCAGUCCUUUGAUAGACAGUCCAGCUUCCUGGCUGCUUACCGAGGCUAAUACCUCGUGGAUAUGGAAGUGAAAGCCUCUGAUUGUUGCAACAAUGGUAUGUUUGAUGUAGUAGAUGAGUUCUUAUGUCAAUCGACUCCAAUAACCUUUCAACAUCAUUUUCUUUAAUUUUUAUCUAGGUUCCCCUUUUCACUUUAUAAAGCUUUAAAGUAUACGUUCCUUCAUCACAACAGUAUCUUUGUCAGAAGGUCCAGGUCUUCCUUAUCCCUUCUCUUUGUCUUAAAUGCACCAGCGUUAACAGCUACACAUUCAUCUUUAUUACAGCUUCAAGUAUUAUGUGAUUUUUUUUUUCAAGUUAAGGAGCAAGAAGUGCAUCAAUGUGACAUGUUCUUAGACAGUUUUAGCGCCAACUUCCUAGCUUCUCCAUUUGUGCCUUGGUCUCUUCACUUUUAAGUCCACUUUUCAUGUUAAAUCGGCAAAAGCGGGAAAAAAGUGAGAGUGGUACAAGGUUUGAAUUCUGAUUAAAUUUCGCAUCAUGUCAUAGAUAGCACAUUAGUUAGAUAGCUUCAGUGUAAAUUUUUCAUCAACCUCAAGUCGAUGCUGCCUGGCUUGUUGGAGCAAUGGGCAGAACAUUAUUGAUAAAGGUGAUCUGUGUUGGACUUGUGAUAGGGGUCUCCUCCCCUUAGAAUGGCACUUGUUGUGCAGCUACCACUGUGACUUUACAGCAUUGAAAUCAAGCCCUUGUUUUGAUGUGCAUUUCUCCACCUACGCCCCUUACAAACUGUGGUAAUUUUUUAUUUUUGUUUUUUCACAGCUCCCACUUUCUGCUUAUUUUGUUCUUUGUCCUCUCACCAUGAAGUAUCACAUUGAUGUUUUCUUGGUCGUUCAUUUAUCUUGUCAUGAACUCACUUACCUGUACACAGCUAUGUUCUGUAAGUUGUUCUGUUUUGUUUCUAGAAUGGUCAUUUUAAGUCUUCGAUCUAAAAGACUUCAAAGGCUGUUGUAUAGAUGUUUCUUUAACUUGGAUUGUAACACAGUCCAGACAGGGAAUAAAAAAUAAUUCAAAAUGAAUAUA
Aplysia californica (California sea hare) is the source of this 9856-nucleotide messenger RNA. RefSeq names its product caskin-1. The record is from RefSeq and is a predicted model, not a curated record. Lineage: Eukaryota; Metazoa; Mollusca; Gastropoda; Aplysiida; Aplysiidae. Gene Ontology annotation, molecular function: protein binding.